This is a messenger RNA of Diceros bicornis minor, 966 nucleotides long. RefSeq names its product olfactory receptor 5T2-like. The transcript has a single exon. Gene Ontology annotation, molecular function: G protein-coupled receptor activity; olfactory receptor activity; odorant binding. Gene Ontology annotation, biological process: sensory perception of smell; G protein-coupled receptor signaling pathway. Gene Ontology annotation, cellular component: membrane. Bases 16 to 966 code for a protein of 316 amino acids. Lineage: Eukaryota; Metazoa; Chordata; Mammalia; Perissodactyla; Rhinocerotidae. The record is from RefSeq and is a predicted model, not a curated record.
AUAUGAAGUGUCAACAUGAAGAAUGUCACUGAAGUUACUAUAUUUGUACUGAAGGGCUUCACAGACAAGCUUGAACUGCAAACCAUCUUAUUCUGCCUGUUUCUGACAAUUUACCUGUUUACUCUGAUGGGAAAUUUGGGACUGGUUGUAUUGGUCAUUGGGGAUUCCCGGCUCCACAACCCUAUGUACUAUUUUCUGAGUGUGUUAUCAUCCUUGGAUGCCUGCUAUUCCUCAGUUGUGACCCCAAAAAUGUUGGUAAAUUUCCUAUUGGAAAAUAAAGCCAUUUCAUUUCUUGGAUGUGCAGCCCAGAUGUUUCUCUUUAUUACUUUUGGGACUACAGAAUGCUUUCUCUUGGCUGCAAUGGCAUAUGAUCGCUAUGUAGCAAUCUACAACCCUCUGCUGUAUUCAGUUAACAUGUCACCCAGAGUUUAUGUGCCACUCAUUAUUGCUUCCUAUCUUUGUGGCAUUUUGAAUGCUUCAGUGCACACAGGGGCUGCAUUUAGCCUAAGCUUCUGUGCAUCUAAUGAAAUUAAACAUGUCUUCUGUGACGUCCCUCCUGUCCUCGCCAUUUCUUGUUCUGACACGCACACAAACCAGCUUCUAGUCUCCUACUUUACAGGCGUUAUUGAGACAGUCACUAUUCUGGUUGUGCUGGUCUCCUACGGUUUCAUUCUCUUGGCCAUUCUGAGGAUGCAUUCUCCUGAAGGGAGACGAAAAGUCUUUUCUACAUGUGGUUCUCACCUAACUGGAGUGUCAAUUUACUAUGGAACAAUCUUCUGCAUGUAUGUGAGACCAAGUUCCAGCUACUCUUUGGACCAUGACAUGAUAGUGUCAACAUUUUACAGCAUUGUGAUUCCCAUGCUGAAUCCCAUCAUCUACAGCUUAAGGAACAAAGAUGUAAAAGAGGCAAUGAUUAGAUUGAUUGGUAAAAUUGAGGGUAUCAAUAAAAUAUAUUUUGCACACUAA